UUGUGUCUCAAAUGGAGAAGUCGCGGGAAAGUGGUUUCUUGUUGUGUGGUUUGUGUGGGACGAUGCUUAUCUUGAAAUCAACCAAGUCUGCAGAAUGUCCACUCUGCGACACAACCCGAAAUGCUAAUGAAAUCAUUGACAAGAAAAUAGCUUACACAGUUGCUGCUGAGGAUAUCAGAAGAGAACUAGGAAUAUCUCUGUUUGGUGAGAAAACGCAGGAAGAAGCUGAGCUACCUAAGAUUAAAAAGGCGUCCGAGAAAUGCCAGCACCCGGAGCUUGUAUACACAACCAGACAGACAAGAUCAGCGGAUGAAGGACAAACAACAUACUACACUUGUCCCAAUUGUGGACAUAGAUUCAGAGAAGGUUAACAUUGUUAUCAUCUCCACCACAGAGAAGACCAGUUUUGUUUCUUACAUUGAUGUUACAAACUCAAUAUUCGAUGUCAUCAUCAUUAGAAACAUAUCUUUUUAUAAGUCUUCAAAUAAAGAACAUAAAAAUGAAAAUCUAUAACCGCCAGGCUAUUUUGUGCCAAGAGAGCCUUUAUAAAAGUCAUGGCUUAACAAAUCACACAAAGUAGAGAAGAGUUCUAUCAAUUUAAAAAAA
Molecule: messenger RNA, 606 nt
Organism: Camelina sativa (false flax)
Lineage: Eukaryota; Viridiplantae; Streptophyta; Magnoliopsida; Brassicales; Brassicaceae
Biological process (GO): DNA-templated transcription; termination of RNA polymerase I transcription
Cellular component (GO): RNA polymerase I complex
Molecular function (GO): zinc ion binding; nucleic acid binding
Source: RefSeq, a predicted model, not a curated record